This is a messenger RNA of Poeciliopsis prolifica (blackstripe livebearer), 7263 nucleotides long. RefSeq names its product protein ELFN1-like. Bases 1057 to 3702 code for a protein of 881 amino acids. Gene Ontology annotation, cellular component: plasma membrane. The record is from RefSeq and is a predicted model, not a curated record. Gene Ontology annotation, molecular function: protein binding. NCBI's taxonomy places the organism in Eukaryota, Metazoa, Chordata, Actinopteri, Cyprinodontiformes, Poeciliidae. The transcript is spliced from 6 exons.
CUCCUCUCCUGCGCCGAAACAGCUGGCUGUUGUUCGCUUCAGUUCAGAGGAAAAAGCGGCGGGAUGGAGGUGAUUGAAGCGCGAGCGCUAUAGGAAGAAAAGAGGCGGAGAGAAAGAGAGAGAGAAACUGAAUUCCAGCGAAUUAAUCACCGUCUGUUCCUGUGCGAGAGGGAGAUAGAGUCAAAGCAGUCAAACAGAGGAGAGAAGAGAGAGAGAUGGAAAGGAAAGGAGGAGGAAGAGGAGGAGGAGGAGGGGAAGUGGCGCCUGACGCAGUGUGAGAAGCAGAAACAGAGGAGAGAGACGAAGAAGCGCUGGGGUGGAGAGAGAAAGAGAGAGAGAGAGAGAGAGAGAGAGAGAGAGAGAGAGAGAGGGAGGCAGAGCGGCAUUAUAUCAGCCGCUGCUUUGCAUCCGAAAAAAUCUCAAUCACCCCGUCAGGAGCCGGCGGAGCCCUCUUCCCGGUCACAGCUGCUCUCGGAGACCGCGCGAAGUCACACAGGACGCGAGCCGGAGGGUGAAACAGCCCGAUAACAGAAAACAACAACACGGCACGUACACAACACCGCCAGAGGCAGCCAGCGCGCGCGGACCCGCCGUGCUGGAGGAGCGCCGUCUGCCCGCGUGCUGCCACAUCUGGAUCCAGAUCAGACACAUUCCACAGUGGACCAAUCCUCAGUCCUGCUGUAAACUCAACUUCCUCAUUAACGCCAAUAUUCCAGCAGAACAAAGCAAGAGGCAAAAGACGGGUUCUGGUGCCAAGGGAAGACCGACGAGCGCUGAGGAAGAAUGAGAAGAGGAACCGGUCGAUUAAGAGAUGGCCUCAGGAGACAUGAAAACCCAUCCAGCAGCAGGACAAACUCAGCUGGCCGAUUUCCACCGGAAAUAGUACAUGUGGACUUUAUCUAGACGAUAGAUGCUGUUUGCUUACUGCCAGUAAAGUGCCAUCUCCGAGUGAUUCGCUCAUUCUUACUCGAAUCAGUCAUUUAAUAAUCCGAGAUCUUUAAAUGAUCAUUAGUCAUUUAAAGUUUUCUAAUGAUUGAAGGCCACAAUAAAUGUUAAAUGGCAGGGAUCUCUGGUCAGAUUCCUGUGUUGGACAUUGUAAUGACACCCCAAAUGGCCCAGAGAACAGGACAGCUGAGACAUGGCAAGGCAGGAAUCGUAUCCACAACCGGUUCCUUCAUCUGCUGGCUCGCUCUGCUGUCGCUGCUCCGACUGCCGGCUGUAACGGCGGACUGCUGGCUUAUCGAAGGGGAGAAAGGCUUUGUGUGGCUGGCCAUCUGCAGUAUGAACCAGCCGCCUUACGAGGCCAUCCCCCCCCACAUAAACAGCACGAUCGUGGAUCUGAGGCUGAAUGAGAACAAGAUAAGGUCGGUGCAUUAUUCCUCGCUCAGUCGCUUCGGAAACCUCACCUACCUGAACCUCACCAAGAAUGACAUCAGCUAUGUGGAAGAUGGAGCGUUCUCGGCACAGUUUAACCUGCAGGUUCUCCAGAUGGGCUUUAACAAAUUGAGAAACCUGACAGAGGGGAUGCUGCGGGGCCUGGGCAAGCUGCAGUAUCUCUACUUGCAAGCUAAUCUCAUCGAGACUGUUACAACCAACACCUUCUGGGAGUGUCCCAAUUUGGAGAAUAUAGAUCUCUCCAUGAACAGGAUCCAGGUUCUGGAUGGCAGUUUGUUCUCCGGACUCUCCAAGCUGACGACCUGUGAACUCUACACCAAUCCCUUCAACUGCUCAUGUGAGCUGCUGGGCUUCCUGCGCUGGCUUGCCGUCUUCCCCAACAGAACCAGCGAGCGGAUGGUGUGCGACUCCCCUCAAGGAUUCUCCGGCUACAACCUCCUGAGCCAGAACCCUCGCAUGCCAGCCCAGCGCAAUGCCCUGCACGUGCUUAAUCUGGUGUGCACAGACGAUGGCAGCAGCGUGACACCCUUCUACAUCUUUGACUCCACCACCCAGCUGCCAGACAUCGCCUCGCCCUGCGGACUGGAUGAUUGUGCCUCCGGGACGGCUCCCGAAGAAGUGAUAAGCAACAGCCCUAACUUGAUAGACUCCAAGCCUAUCAUGACAAUAAAAAAAGUGGAACAUUCAAGUGCAGUGAUAACAGUUCAGAUUCCUUAUCUGUUUAAGAAAUUGUACAUACUGAUUCUGUACAAUAACAGCUUCUUUACUGAAAUCAAAACUCUGAAUAAAAACAGUGAGGAUAUUGAGCUGAAGAACUUGACACCUAAUACGGACUACACUUACUGUGUGGCUUCUACAAGAUACUCCCUGAGGUUCAACCACACAUGUUUGACCUUCUCUACCGGUCGAAGAGCCGGUGCAGAGAGGAUUCGCAAUCAGUCGUCCGCCACGCAUUACAUCAUGACUAUAUUGGGCUGUCUGUUUGGCAUGCUGCUCUUCCUCGGCCUCGUCGUGCACUGCCUGAGGAAAAAGAGGAUCAUGGAGGAGAAGGAGAGAAAGAUGAGCAGAAUCCAGAGGACGUUGAUUGAGUUGAAGUACGGCGGGGAAGGGGACAUAGAGGGAGGGAGUGGAGGAUCUGUCUCACAAAAGCUUGCUGUGGGCGAAAGCCUGUCCAGAAUGCCCUACCUUCCCCAGGGAGGCGAGAUUGAUCCGUACAAGCUUCAGGAGGUGAUAGAGACUCCAGGACACAAGUCUGCCAAGCUGAACUACAUGGAGGUCAGAGGCUCUGGCAUCGAAAAGGAACGAGAGCGAGAGAGAGAAAGGGAGAUGUCACCACAAGCCAACUCCCAGGGCUCAGUAGCUGAGAUCUCCACCAUUGCUAAAGAAGUUGACAAAGUUAACCAGAUCAUUAACAACUGCAUAGAUGCUCUCAAAUCUGAGUCCACAUCCUUUCAGCAGGGAAUAAAGUCCCCCACAGCGGGUGGAGGAGCUGUUUCGACGGAGGAGCCACAACUGGUACUUCUGUCCGAACAAGGAGAGAGAGGAGGCGAGUUUCUCUCACCGGUCUACAAGGGUGGAAGAGGAGGAAGAGAAGAACGGUCGAGGAGUUAUCAUCCAUCUUUACAACGACAUCACAGCAUGGAAGCUCCUCCGACAACCAAACGGCCAAGCACCUCCUCUUCUCCUGGCUCCGCCCGGAGCCCUCGCUCCUUCCGCUCCGAAGGAGGGUACCACUCGUCAGAGUCCCGCUACAUCGAAAGAGCCUCACCCGGGGAAAGGGGAGGAGACGCCAUCCGCACCGUCAACCCAGCUGCAGCCAUCCUACGGGCCGAGGCCCAGAGGAUCCGUCAGUACAACGAACACCGCCACUCCUACCCAGGAUCGCAACAGCAUCUCCAGGAACUUCAGCAUCAUCCGCAAGUCUUUCAGGAGCUUCACCACCACCCAGGAGGUCGCAAGCCUUCUGUGUUGGAUCCCAUCACUCUCAGCAGGCAAGCAAAGCAGCGGGAGUUAGCCUACUCCCAGCUGUCACAAAAUUACCCACUCUCACCCCAAUACCACAACCUCAGCUACUGCUCCAGUCCUGAGGAAGACGAAGAGGAGGAAGGGCUCCUAUGCACCCCAACCCUAGGGCUUUGGGAGAGGUUCAAAAUGCACCGUAAAAGGCAUCGGCAGGCAUCCUUAGAGGACGAAGGAUAUGUGGCAGCUGGGCAUGCACUGAGACGGAAGGUUCAGUUUGCCAAGGAUGAAGAUCUUCAUGACAUACUUGACUACUGGAAGGGUGUAUCUGCCCAGCAGAAAGCUUGAUCCCAUAUGUGAAGUUGCCAAACACCUUGAACUCAGUGUAACACCCUGCAUCCAUAACACACUGAUACAAAUAUGUGGAUAUUUUCAUCAAAGACUUGUAAAUAUACACAAACAGCUUAUGGGAUUUACAAAAAAUCACUUUGCACAUACAUGUUUACACACGCACACACACGGCGAGACACAAAACUCACAUGCACACAUUUUACACAAACUAAGCCUUUUCCUCCUGAAACGGAUGAGGACCAAGCUAAUAUACUUAUUAUCCUGAACAAAAACAUGAAUAAAUUAUUGAGACUGAGACACUUUUUUGUAAUGUAAUGGAAAUUAUAGCUCAAACUUAUGUAGCUAUUUGUAAGUUUUGAAAGAAGAAAUGUAGAAUCAACAUUAAGAGUAGAAAAACCCUAAAUGUGGUAGGAAAACCCAUUUUGAACAACCCAGUGAUGCUUUGGAUCCUCCCAACAGACUCAAACCCAACAGAGCCACAAUUAUUACUCUCCUAAAGCCAAACAACCAUUCAAAAUGUUAUUCAGAGGUUUUCAUACGCUCAUAAAAAAAUAACCCCAGGCUUCUAAUUACUCAUUUGGUCUUUUCUUUUUCAGGGUGGAAUGAUUACACAAGUAAUCAGACAUUUAUAGCCAAAUUUAAUUGGCAGCCGGUCACUUUAUUUUUACUCUGUUUUUCAACCAUUUUAGUGUCAAUCUGGGGAAAAGCUGAAACAUUUUGAGGAUGUCUUCCUCAUUUAUCAUACCACCCGCCUUGUGUGAUCUAGCAGUUAUUGCUACUGAAUAGCAAAAAAAAAAAAAGAGCUCAAUGGCACAGCACUGCCUCUGCCAUGGUUGACAGAUGCUACAGUAUUUUUAUGUUUGAAAUGCUCUACUUAACUUUUCAAAACAUCCCUACUGUCAGCGUGACAUCAUAGCUUCAGCUUUUUGUCAUCUGCACAAGCAAUUUGUCAUUGAAGGGCUGCUGAGAAACUAAUUUCAAGAGAGGCCGGCUCAUCCGCGUCGUAAAGCUGAGAACGGUUAUAACAAUAUGAGAAACACAAAAUCGAUACGACUAAAACGGCGGCAUAACAGAGUGAAAAGCCAAAGAAAAGUUAAAAAUUUCAAAAUCUUUUCACCAUUGCAGAAAAGCGUUUAGCACAUUCUCCAUUUUGCUCUUGUUUAUUUCCAAUGUGAUAUGUCAAAAGUUUAAGAUUUCAAUUUUGGGUUUUUGUCAGAAAUAACUUCAUAUUUUUCUAAGAAAAGGUAAAACAUAUGAACAUCAGUGUACAUAAAAGAUCAUUCUUCGGACCUUUUAGGAGCUGAAAACAGUAAACUGGCAAAAGUGAGAAACAAGAGUCAUUAAUAAGAAGAAGAAUGUAGAAGGAAGUAUUUUAAAAUAUGAUGCCUUACAUACAAAUAGGACUCUAUUAUUUCUAAGCCUAUUUUAGACAACCACUAUUUUCUGCACUGAAAACAGAUAUAAGUCCUUAUAAACUGAAUGGACUUAUUUGUCAGGCUUGUUUUUUGGUGGUUUUGUGUUUGUUCCUGAACAUGGAAGCUGUUUUCAUCUCGUCUAAGGACAGUUUGGGUCUCUCAACCUGACCUUAGCAGACUGGUGGCCGCUUGAACUAAUAAAAUCCACAGCAGUUCAGAAACUAGCAUUGUUUAUCAAAAGAUCAAAAUCAAUGGACAGUCAUUAACUAAAAUAUUACUGAAAAGUCUAUUUUCACACCUGGACUAAAUUGUUGGUAACUCCCUGCUAAAGACAGAAAAAACCUCAAAUGGUUACUGGAAUAACCUGAAGCUGACAAAAGAAAUUUAUCUGAUAAAUUACUCAAAUCUGACCAAUGAAAAUAAGACAUGGCUUUUAAAAUCUGGUUCAACAGAAUCGCUUAAAAAAACAAAAAAACAAAACAGCAAACAAUGAAACAGGCCUGGACAAAAUGACACCGCUUGGAAAGACUGAAAAUAAUGUUCAAAAAUUAGAUUUUCAAUACAGAAAUGUGGGACUGACCUCCUCACAGGUCACACCGUCCCAGUGAAACCACUGCAGCUGUAAGUCACGUCAUCAUUCCACCCUUGAAAAUCUCACAAAUUCCACCCUUGAAAAGUGAAUCUCACAAAUUGUUACGACGACGACGACGAUGACAGGCGCAUGCAAACACGUGACCACAGCUGCAGUCCAGCCAGAGUUUGGGAGAUUCAAAACAUCAGAUGACAUGGUUCUGGAUGGGUGGCCAAUCAGCAGUAAUAUUUCAAUGUGCUGAAGCUGAGUAGGUAGCUCUUAUGAGAGAGUGAGUAUAAUGUGCCAAAUCAGCCGAUGGGGUAGUAGAGCCCUACUGUGUAUUAACUUCUUCUCACCACUGUUUUUAUAUAGAGGAAUCAAAAAAAAUAGGGUAAAAGAAUAUAUUAUAAUAUGUUGUUAUUAUUCAUUAUUCUUAUUCUCAUUACUAGUCUUCAUAUUAUCCCUUCGAUCCUCAGCAUCAAUAUUUUAUCAUUUGAAUACGGCAUGGCGAUGUUGUGUAACCGUGUUUUUGGACUGUUUUGAAACUCGGAGCCGAGGAGUGCUUAAAAACAAACCAACACGACAGAAGAGACGUUCGUGUCCUCCUUUUCUACCUUAGAGGAACAUGCUCUGUCCUCUGAGCCAAAAAAAACAAAACAAAAAAAUAAAAACACAAGCCAGCCUUUUCUGUUGGUGAACUUCUACUACAUGUGCUCUUUGUCAUCCUGAAAAGAGAACGCUGUACAGCAGAGAGAAAAGUUCUAUAUUUGCAACAAAAGUGACUGUUUUGUUUCUACAACAUGGCUUUGAAAUCCCUUCAGACUUUUCAGAAACUAAGUCCCAAACUUAGCUGACCCGCCCGCUCACCCGCACCGGUGCGUUUCUGAUUUUGAACCCGAACUCGGAAAAUUUGAAUCCUCUAAUGAAUGUCUUCAGAUUCCCAAACUGCACUGUUCAAAAUCAGAAAACGACCGCGAUUGAAAGACCCAAACCUCUCCGCUUCUUUCCCGACACACUGUAGCUCCACUGUGCUUUAUAAACUUUUCAUUUGAAUCUCGAGUUUUUAUUAUUAUUAUUAUUUUGUAUUUUUAUUUUGGACUCUUCUGGUUCCACUGUGGUGCCAUAGUGCCAAACUUGAGAAAUCACAGGUAUUUAAAACUUAUCUCGAAUAGCCUACCGCUAAAUACAGACCUCUCCUGCUUCACAUGGCUAAAGUGAACAACAAUUUGCACAAAAUGAUCCACCGUCAUUGGCUCGCUGAAUCCCCGCCACCCUCAAAAUCAUUUUUAUGACCAAAGUACUGUGGUAGAUAAUUGACUCUUAGGUUCUUCUAACCAGGACUCAGUCCAACAUCACACGUAACAGUAAAAAACAUCAUCAGCGCACACCCUCAUGCUCAUAGAAACAAGCAGAAGAAUGUAUUCUUUGAGAUGCUAUUUCUCUUCUGUAGCUGGAUUAAAGCGUACAAGCAAAAAUCUAACCGGCUCCGUUUACGAACGACUGAACGAGGUUCAGAACGGGAUACUACUGAGAAAUUAUUGCCAUUGUUCAAAUUAAGUUACAGAUGGAAGA